Messenger RNA from Menidia menidia (Atlantic silverside), 2185 nucleotides. The record is from the annotation of a GenBank genome assembly. Lineage: Eukaryota; Metazoa; Chordata; Actinopteri; Atheriniformes; Atherinopsidae.
AAAAUUCCAGAGAUAUCAACAACGCUGCAUACAUAAAGUAGUACCACAACCGGCGCUUCGCGGGACGCGUAUUCAUAUGAAUGUUAUCCGCCUUGUCUGACUUCAUUUCCGCCUCUACGGACAGACUUUAGUCAGCCGGCAUUUUAUUUUCAGAAAUUCCUUGCCCGUGUGUGACCUGCGACAAAGAUCCUAUUGGUUGGCCAACUUGAGGUGUUUUAACUAAUUUUAUUUUUUCACCAAGUCCUCUACGCAAUGCCUGGAUUUUCGGACAGGGAUCGUGGCAGAGAUAGAGGGUAUGGUGGUGGGCCCCCUCGUUUUGGUGGUGGUGGAGGAGUAAACAGGGGUGGACCCCCUCCAGGAAAGUUCGGAAACCCUGGUGAGAGGCUCAGAAAGAAGCACUGGAACCUUGAUGAGCUUCCAAAAUUUCAAAAGGACUUCUACCAGGAGCACCCAGAUGUUACACACAGACCAAUUCAAGAAGUUGAACAGUACCGCAGAAGCAAAGAAGUUACAGUUAAAGGCCGAGAUUGCCCAAAACCAAUGAUAAAAUUCAUUGAAGCCGCAUUUCCAAGCUAUGUCAUGGAUGUCAUUAUCAAACAGAGCUGGACUGAUCCAACUCCAAUCCAAGCUCAGGGGUGGCCUGUUGCACUGAGUGGGAAAGACUUAGUUGGCAUUGCUCAAACUGGGUCUGGGAAAACUCUUGCAUACCUUCUGCCUGCAAUUGUACACAUCCAGCAUCAACCUUUCCUGGAGCACGGAGAUGGACCCAUUUGCUUGGUUCUGGCACCAACCCGUGAGCUGGCUCAGCAGGUGCAGCAAGUAGCCGCGGAAUACGGCAGGGCCUCUCGCCUCAAAAGCACCUGCAUCUAUGGCGGGGCCCCCAAAGGACCGCAACUCAGGGACCUUGAGAGGGGGGUUGAGAUUUGCAUAGCUACGCCUGGCCGUCUUAUUGACUUCCUGGAGUGUGGUAAAACUAAUUUGCGCCGCUGCACAUAUCUGGUCCUGGAUGAAGCUGACCGCAUGCUGGACAUGGGUUUUGAACCUCAGAUCCGCAAGAUAGUUGACCAGAUUCGGCCUGACCGUCAGACUCUGAUGUGGAGUGCCACUUGGCCAAAGGAAGUUCGUCAGCUGGCUGAAGACUUCCUGAAGGAGUACGUCCAGAUCAAUAUUGGAGCACUGCAGCUCAAUGUGGAGGAUGUGAAAUUUGUCAUCAAUUAUGACUACCCUAACUCCUCUGAGGAUUAUAUCCACCGCAUUGGGCGCACAGCCCGGAGUCAAAAAACGGGCACGGCUUACACAUUCUUCACCCCCAACAACAUGAAACAAGCCGGUGACCUGAUCUCUGUGCUCCGUGAGGCCAACCAGGCCAUUAACCCCAAGCUGAUCCAGAUGGCAGAUGACAGAGGAGGUCGUGGAGGUCGAGGAGGAAGAGGUGGCUACAAGGAUGACCGUCGCGAUAGGUAUUCUGGGGGAGGGAGGAGUAACUUUGGUGGUAGUGGCUACAGGGACAGGGACAACGAUAGGGGGUUUGGCAACGGGCCCAAAACUGCCUUUGGAGGCAAUAAGGCCCAAAACGGCAACAAUUAUGGCGGCAACUGUGGUAACUCCGGUGGCAGCUAUAGUAGUAACAAUUACAACGGCAAUGGACAGGGUAAUUUUGGUGGCCCCCUAAGUCAGGGAGGCUUUGGUAGCCAAAGCUUCCAAGGCCCGGCUCAGUUCAACAGCAUGCAGAACGGCAUGAAUCACCCACCGUUCCCAUUCAACUCUCAGCCGCCCCCACAAAGCCAACAGCCACCACCCCCACCACCAAUGGUGCCCUACCCCAUGCCGCCACCGUUCCCAUAGUAAAUGAGCCAUACGCUCAGUAUGUGGAACCACCAUGACUUCUGUUUAGUGUUGAAAAUUUACAGUAUGAUUAUUAUCCUUUGUACUAUUGAACUUUAUUUUGCUUGCAGCAGGGUUGGAAUUAAGCUAACCCCAAGCAUUAAAUGGAGUCCUAGACAUGUCUCCUGUUGUGCAACCAUGAUUUCUGCACUUUUCCUUAACUGUUUUGCUACAUUCCUCAGUAAUUUAUUUUACUAGGUAUUUAAGUGUUUUCAGUUUGUGGUAUGUUUAAAGUGGCGUUCUAAAGAUUGUAUAAAAAGGGUGCUUGUGGCCCUUUUUUAAAUAAAGACAAGAAAAUGGA